This is a messenger RNA of Vanessa atalanta (red admiral), 1311 nucleotides long. RefSeq names its product pollen-specific leucine-rich repeat extensin-like protein 2. The record is from RefSeq and is a predicted model, not a curated record. Bases 1 to 1311 code for a protein of 436 amino acids. Lineage: Eukaryota; Metazoa; Arthropoda; Insecta; Lepidoptera; Nymphalidae. The transcript has 3 exons.
AUGGCUAUGGAGUGGAGUAAUGAGAAAGUAAUUACAUUUCUGGAGAUUUUGCAAACGGAACCAUGUUUGUGGGAUCCAAAACUUGAGAAGUUCAAGAGUCGUGGAAUGCAAAGUGAUGCUUGGCGACGAAUAAUGGAAUCAUUACCUUUUAAAACAAGUAUUGAAGGAAUGAAAAAGAAGAAGGAAAGUCUAAUGGGUUAUUAUAGAACCCAUUUAAACAGAAUUAAAAAGUUUUUGAAGUCCGGAGCUGGUAAAGAUGAAGUGUACACAACUAAUUGGUUUGCAUUCGAAACGAUGGAUAAUUUCCUGCGAGGAGUAUAUGAUAGUAGCCGGACAUUAAAUACUGAGACACACGACGACAAUAUGGGUCAAGAAAGAAGUGAGGUAAAGUGUGAUGGAAAUAACAAUAAUCCUCAAUUAUCUAUGAACACAGAAGAAGUUUCGCAAAAUAUACAAGAAGAAAAUGGAUCUCGUCCAAGAGAAAAUAAAUAUUCUCAAAAAUAUGGUAGAAAAAGACAAGUAAGAGACGAGUUGCCUCAAGAAAUCAAAGCUGCGCGACGUCAAAUGGACGAGACUUUUGAAUUCAUGAAAGAGAAGAAAGACGAUGAAUACGAGAUGUUCGGAAGACUGCUAGCAAAUCGACUUAAGCAACAGUCUUCAGUACCUCAGUAUUCUACAACCCAGUCUCCACCCCAUUCACCAAUCAGUCCAUCGUCAAAUCCUCCGACAUAUCAGUCAUCUCCAGGUCAUUCCACAUCCCCGUCUCCGCGCCAUCAAGCAUUCAUUCCAUCGUCAAAUCCUCCGACAUAUCAGUCACCUCCAGGUCACUCCACAUCCCCGUCUCCGCGCCAUCAAGCAUUCAGUCCAUCGUCAAAUCCUCCGACACAUCAGUCACCUCUAGCUCACUCCACAUCCCUGUCUCCACGCCAUCAAGCAUUCAGUUCAUCGUCAAAUCCUCCGACAUAUCAGUCACCUCCAGGUCACUCCACAUCCCCGUCUCCGCGCCAUCAAGCAUUCAGUCCAUCGUCAAAUCCUCCGACAUAUCAGUCACCUCCAGGUCACUCCACAUCCCCGUCUCCGCGCCAUCAAGCAUUCAGUCCAUCGUCAAAUUCUCCGACACAUCAGUCACCUCUAGCUCACUCUACAUCCCUGUCUCCACGCCAUCAAACAUUCAGUCCAUCGCCAAAUCCUCCAACAUACCAUUCUCCUCUUGACCACUCCACAUCCCUGUCUCCACAUCAACAAGCAUUCAGAUCAUCGCCAAAUCCUAUCCCAACUUACCAGUCGCCUCUAUCUCACGAUACAAAUUGA